Messenger RNA from Aegilops tauschii subsp. strangulata, 2301 nucleotides. RefSeq lists its product as uncharacterized. The record is from RefSeq and is a predicted model, not a curated record. NCBI's taxonomy places the organism in Eukaryota, Viridiplantae, Streptophyta, Magnoliopsida, Poales, Poaceae. Gene Ontology annotation, molecular function: transcription corepressor activity. Gene Ontology annotation, biological process: DNA-templated transcription.
AUCUCACCGCGUCCUCCGCCCGUUCGCCGCCCGAAUCCAAGGGACAGCGGGGAGGGAGGGACAGGCAGGCAGACAGGCAGGGAGGGGGCGAGCCCUCGCCUCCCCCGCCCCGCCCCGCCCCGCCCGCCGGCGAUGGCCGACGGCGAGCCCUCCGGCGCGUACAGGGAGUUCAAGGCGCUGGUGGAGGCGGCGGACCGCAAGUUCGCGCGCGCGCGCGACCUGCCGCUCUACGGCGGCGGGGACCACCACAGCCGCAAGGCCUUCAAGGCCUACACGCGCCUCUGGCGCCUGCAGCAGGACCGCCGCCGGGACCUCGUCGCCGCGGGCCUCCGCCGCUGGGAGAUCGGCGAGGUCGCCUCGCGGAUCGGCCAGCUCUACUACGCGCGCUACCUCCGCACCGCCGAGCCGCGCUCGCUCGUCGGCGCCUACGUCUUCUACGAGGCCAUCUACAGCCGCGGCUACUUCGCCGCCCCCGCCCCCGCCAACGCCAACGCCUCCGCGGCCGCGGGGGGCGGCGCCAAGCACCAGGGCCUCCUGAUCCGCUACAAGGAGCUGCGCUUCAUCGCCCGCUUCCUCGUCGUCGCCAUGCUCAUGCGGCGGGCCGAGGCGGUGGACCACCUCGUCGCCCGCCUCCGCUCGCUCGUCCAGGAAUCCAAGUCGGCCUAUCCCAAAACCAACUUCAAGGAAUGGAAACAAGUGCUUCAAGAGCUUGACAGAUUCUUGAAAGCUGACGGAGCAUACAAAGGAUCUAGAUCACUUAGAUAUGAUAACUUGUUUGAUUCUUAUGCAUCAAACCUUGCAUCAAUAGCAAGAUUCCAUUCGAAAAGAGUACUGAAACUGAAGGAAGCUGUAUUAACAAGUUACCACCGAAACGAGGUCAAGUUCACAGAGCUAACUUUGGACACUUUCAGAAUGCUACAGUCUUUAGAAUGGGAGCCCACAGGGUCUUAUCAGAUAGCUGUUAAAGAACUUACAGAAAAUGGCACUAUGAGUGAUCAGAGUGGACCCUCUGGUCUGAUCGAUAUUCACCUUUCUACAGAGAUCUCUGAUGGAAAUCUUCCUUCAAAUCCUCAAAGAGCAAUCAUAUAUCACCCUACAGUCUCUCAUCUUAUGGCGGUUCUUGCCACAAUCUGCGAGGAGCUUUCUCAAGAUAGCAUUUUGCUAAUUUAUAUAUCAGCAUCAGGCCUUGCUGAUCAGAAUGCAUAUCAUAAGUAUGCAUCUAGCUCUUCAUCACGCUCGAGGCCUGCUUCUGCUUUCUCAAUCGAUAAGCCAAAUUCACAUACCGGUUCAGAUGAUCAUGUAUGGCUUGGUCCUCGUGGAAAUGGUGGUCCAAACAAUCUUUAUCCAGAAGAUCUGAUACCAUUUACAAGAUACCCACUUUUCCUUGUAAUUGACAGUGAAAAUAGCCAUGCAUUCAAGGCCAUACAUAAUGCAGAGAAGGGAGAGCCAGCUGCCUUACUUCUUUCUCCUAGGAUUGCAUCGGCCAUGCCUGGUGUAGAAUCAGGCAAUGGAGGCCAAUUUACAUACUUCCUGACUGCUCCGAUGCAAGCCUUCUGCCAAUUAGCUGGAAUAACUCCCGACAUUGACAGCGAUACAUAUGCUAAUGCGGAGAAUAUACUUUUCUCUGCUUUGGAACAGUACGAAGAAAUCCUCAGCACAUCUGUUGGAUUGAACAUUGUCUGGGGUCAAAUUUUACCUGAUCCAUUUCUCAGGCGCCUGAUUCUCAGGUUUAUUUUCUGUCGAGCAGUGUUAUUCUAUUUCCAUCCUGAGGAGCAUGGCGAACAUCUACCAACCUGCUUACCCAGUCUUCCUGAGUCGGUCUCUCCAAACGCCAAAGCCAUCAAGACUCCCAUCCUUCUGCUUGCAGAAAACCUUGUUGUCAGCAAUCGGUUUCAUUUCGGCAACAGGACAUGAUGAUCAAGUGCAAUAACACAGGCUUUCUGUAGAUACCUCCUUGGUAAAUAUGGUCCAGCUAUUUGUUGAUUGUUUAGCGUUUAUACAGCCAGCGAUGGAUGAGUCGGUGUCAGCGAGCUAUAGCCUUCUGCAGCCUGGUUGAGGUGAAUGAUGAUAAUAGGAUGGUUUUGUGUGCUGCUUCAUCUCCGUUGCGCAUCUGUAAAAGUUUGUUUAGGGGUUUGCCUUGCUUUGCUUUGCUCUAGGUAGUGUAGGGUUUCUCCUUCCUUCUCUUUUGACUUGUGUCAGGAGAUGGCAGUUUGUAAGCUGGAAGAGGCAUUUUUUUAGUGCUCUAGAAGGCAGAUUAUUUUUUUAGGCUUAGCUUAAUAUGUUGAAAGUAUUUUAGCUCCA